AUGGCCGACCCGGGGUUGCCGCCGAGCGCGGCCCCGCGGGGGGAAGGCGAGGCCCCGCUGCCGGCCGCGAGCAGCGCCGGCCCGCCCGAGCGCGCCGAGGAGGCGAGGACAGAUCUGCUCCAGGAAGAUGAUGAUUCCAGUAGUGAUUAUGGCAGUCGUGACAAGCCGGGGACUACUCUAGGAAGGACUGUACCGGAUGGGAAUGUGCUUUUUCCAGAUCUUUUUCACACUGAUCAUCUUUUGUUUUACGAGCGAUUUAAAGCUUACCAGGAUUACAUUUUGGCUGACUGCAAAGCUUCUGAGGUGAAAGAAUUCACAGCUGAGUAUCUGGAGAAGGUCCUUGAACCAGCUGGAUGGCAGGCAGUCUGGCGCACUAACGUGUUUGAGGUCCUUGUUGAGGUUGUUGAUGUGGAGUAUUCAGCUCUGAAAGCAGUUGUACAACUCGGCGAGCCUUUCCUGUGCGAGUCACGGGAUAGCACCUUUACCUUGGAGUGUAUGCAGGAGCUCUUGUUGCUGAAGGAGCGUCAGAUACCACUGCAGGAGCUGUGGGUUGUAUAUGAUGAGUCAGGAGAGUUUGACCAGACAGCCCUGGCCAUAGAGCAUGUCAGGUUCUUCUACCAGUGCAUCUGGAGGACCUGGGAUGAGGAGGAGGAGGAUGACUUUGAUUACUUUGUGCGAUGUGUUGAGCCUCGACUGAGAUUGCAUUAUGACAUCCUUGAACACCGUGUGCCUUCUGGGCUUGUAACUGAUUACCAGAACUUGUUGUCUCAGUGUGAAGAGCUUUACAGGAAGUUUUUAGAUGUGAGGAACAGCAUAUCAAGCAGUGAUUCAGACUCAGAAGCAGAAAAUGUCUCUAUGGUGGAAGGACUGAAAUUGUAUGAGAAAAUAGAGCACUUAAAGCAAAAGCUAAAACUCAUUGAGAAUCCUCUGCUGAGGUAUGUGUUUGGCUACCAAAAAUACAGUGGUUUCCAAGCUAAAGGGCUGAGACAAACAGGUUCCAAGGUCAUUCAUGUUGUAUCAUCAACCAUGAUGGCAAGUCUGCUGCAGGCAUUGAUAAGGGACAAACUUUGCCCUGAGACUUGUGGUGAAGAGCUAGAAAUACAGUUUCACAAUGAUCCACUGGCAGCUGUAAACUCCUGUUAUGAGGGAGACACAGUCAUCAUUUGUCCUGGUCAUUAUGUUGUAGAUGGCAUGUUCUGCAUUGCUGAUUCAAUUAAACUUGAAGGCUAUGGCCUGCCAGAUGAUGUUGUGAUAGAAAAACGGGGGAAAGGAGACAACUUUAUUGAUUGUUCAGGGACCGAUAUAAGGAUCUCGACUUUGAAGUUAGUGCAACAUGAUGCUGUGGAAGGCAUUUUAAAUGUGCAUCAUGGGAAAACUACCCUGGAGAACUGUGUGCUACAAUGUGAAACUACAGGCAUAACAGUGAGAACAUCAGCUGAGCUAUUAAUGAAAAACUCAGAUCUGUAUGGUGCCAAGGGUGCUGGUGUGGAAAUAUAUCCAGGGAGUACGUGUACGCUGGUAGGCAACGGCAUCCACCACUGCAAGGAGGGAAUCCUUAUAAAGAACUUCUUAGAUGAACAUUAUGACAUCCCCAAGAUAACCAUGGUUAGUAAUGUGAUCCAUAAUAAUGAAGGAUAUGGUGUGGUCCUGGUUAGACCAACAAUGCCCUCUGAUGUAAAGGAUGCUUCAGCAAAGAGAUCAGAAGGGAACACACCACCUCCCCAGCCAGGUGAGGGUGGGGCAGCCUAUGAAGAGGGCUUCAGGCAAAAACUACCUGGAUGUAUAGCUGAUGAGCUGGAGCUUUGUGAGCAAACUGAGAUUCCUGAAGGCAAUUAUGAAAUUGCAAACGAACUUGGAGCUACUUCUGCAAAGAAGAGCCAGAUGCACAAGAAAAGACUGAGUGAACUGGGAAUCACAGAAGCUGAUGACAACUUAAUGUCACAGGAAAUGUUUGUUUCAAUUGUGGGUAAUCAGUUCAAGUGGAAUGGGAAAGGAAGUUUUGGUACCUUUCUUUUCUGAAUCCUAAUGCUGCUGCAGUAAGAGAUUUGCACAAGCUGUUACUUUUACUGCUGCUUUCCGAGGAGUUAACCUGUUUCAUUAGCCUUCCAUAAUGUUACUAAAAUGUGACAGAUAUUUAUUAAUAGUAUAUAUUGCAUGUGGAAAUUUUGCUUCCUUGCUGCAAGUAUGGAUAACGGGGUAGAAAACAGAACUCUAGCAUGGAGACCGUGUAUGUAUUCUGUUAAUCUACAUGCUGCCUCUUUGCUAGCUCUGGAUGAUUGUGUAUUUAUUUAACUUCUCAUUGUAAAAAGAAAAACAGU
Molecule: messenger RNA, 2318 nt
Organism: Colius striatus (speckled mousebird)
Lineage: Eukaryota; Metazoa; Chordata; Aves; Coliiformes; Coliidae
Gene: SHCBP1
Product: SHC binding and spindle associated 1
Exons: 13
Coding region: 1-2019 (672 amino acids)
Biological process (GO): fibroblast growth factor receptor signaling pathway
Source: RefSeq, a predicted model, not a curated record